CUGAAGACGAUAAGUAAACAAGCUGUACGAUCGCUUCAAUCCUACACAAUGGCACUGAGCCGCUUCGAGUAUGUAAAACAGUUCGAACAGGAGGAAAAGCUGCUACCCAACUGUUGGAUUGUAGUGCGGAUCGACGGGAAAGGGUUUCAUCGGUUCUGCAACGCGCAUUCAUUCACCAAACCCAACGACCUCGAUGCACUGCAGCUGAUGAAUUUUGCUGGUAUGACUGUGAUGCGGGAGUUCAACGAAAUUGCUAUCGGGUACGGCCAAAGCGACGAAUACUCGUUCGUGUUUCGCCGCGAGGCCAGUGUGUACCAGCGACGAAGAGACAAACUUGUGAGCUACGUGGCCAGUUUGUUUACCUCGGCGUACAUGUUUCACUGGAAGCGUAUAUUUGAGAGCCGCUCAAUAGCAAUGCGCUAUCCCCCUUCCUUCGAUGCCAGAGCCGUCCUCUAUCCGACGGACGAGAAUCUUCGAGAUUAUCUAAGCUGGCGCCAGGCGGAUGUUCACGUAAAUAAUCUCUACAACACAACGUUCUGGAAUCUCGUCGCUUCAGGGCUAAGUAAUACGGACGCGGAAAAACGUCUCCAGGGGACGCUGGCAAGCGAUAAAAAUGAAAUACUAUUUUCACAGUUUGGCAUUAACUACAACAACGAACCACUCAUCUACCGCAAGGGAACGAUUCUUUUGCCAAAAAGUGUAUACAUUGCGGAAAAGAAGCAUAGACUUAUCGUUCCGGUCUUUGAUGAUCUUAUUAGUGACACAUUCUGGGUUGCUCAUCCCGAAGUUUUGGAUAAGAAAGCCAAAACGGACAAAGCUUCUGAAUUGGGAGAAACCCAUACCCAACCAAUCAUUCUUUAUCAACUGGAGGUACAGCAACGUCGUAAGGCCGGAUUUAACAAAACCGAGUCAACCGGGAGUUUACUUGAAACUGAUAACAGCUAA
Messenger RNA from Anopheles marshallii, 945 nucleotides. RefSeq names its product probable tRNA(His) guanylyltransferase (gene THG). The transcript has a single exon. Gene Ontology annotation, biological process: tRNA modification. Gene Ontology annotation, molecular function: magnesium ion binding; tRNA guanylyltransferase activity. The record is from RefSeq and is a predicted model, not a curated record. Lineage: Eukaryota; Metazoa; Arthropoda; Insecta; Diptera; Culicidae. The coding region runs from base 49 to 945 and encodes 298 amino acids.